GUGUGUGUGUCACCCCCCGAUCUGGGCUGCCAGCGACCAUGCCGCAGCUGAAUGGCGGUGGAGGGGACGAUCUGGGGGCCAACGAUGAGAUGAUCGCCUUCAAAGACGAAGGGGAGCAGGAGGAGAAGAUCUCCGACAAUUCUUCGGCCGAGAGGGAUCUGGCCGAUGUCAAGUCGUCGCUGGUCAACGAGUCCGAGACCCACCAGAACAGCUCGUCCGACUCGGAGGCGGAGCGGCGGCCUGCGCCCAGAUCCGAGACCUUCUCCGAAACUUUUCCUGAAAAUAUGUUUAACUUUGUUUAUUUUUAUUUUUUUCUCUCUUCGCCCCACCGUGCUUGUUUAGCCGCCAAGAGGCAAGAUGGAGGAGGCCUGUUCAAGAGUCCGGCUUACCCCGGAUACCCGUUCAUCAUGAUCCCGGACUUGAGUAGCCCCUAUCUGCCCAACGGGUCGCUCUCCCCGACGGCUCGGACAUACCUACAGAUGAAGUGGCCACUCUUGGAUGUCCAGGCGGGGGGUUUACAGAGCCGGCAAGCAAUGAAGGACGCCAGGUCUCCGUCUCCGGGCCACAUCGUUUCUAAUAAAGUUCCAGUAGUUCAACAUCCCCACCAUGUCCACCCACUCACACCGCUUAUCACCUACAGCAAUGAGCACUUUACACCCGGAAAUCCCCCUCCACACUUACAGGGGGAUGUGGACCCCAAAACAGGAAUCCCGAGGCCUCCACACCCUCCGGAUAUAUCUCCCUAUUACCCUCUAUCUCCCGGCUCCGUAGGGCAGAUCCCCCAUCCGCUAGGAUGGCAAGGUCAACCAGUUUACCCAAUUACAACAGGGGGCUUCCGACACCCGUACCCCACGGCCCUUACAGUUAAUGCUUCCAUGUCAAGAUUCCCUCCACACAUGGUGCCGCCCCACCACGGUUUACACACAACUGGAAUUCCUCAUCCCGCCAUAGUGAACCCAACCGUCAAACAGGAAUCUUCCCAGGGUGACGUGGGAUCUCUGCACAGCUCAAAACAUCAGGAUUCCAAAAAGGAAGAAGAAAAGAAAAAACCUCACAUAAAGAAACCUCUUAAUGCAUUUAUGUUGUAUAUGAAGGAAAUGCGAGCAAAGGUUGUAGCCGAAUGUACAUUAAAAGAGAGCGCAGCCAUUAACCAGAUCCUCGGCCGAAGGGUAAGUGUAGAAGGAACUCAACAAAGCACUAAAUGGGUAAUUCUUGCACGGAGCUCUGUUAAUCACAUGCAGCUCUACCCAGGCUGGUCCGCACGGGAUAACUAUGGCAAGAAGAAGAAGAGGAAAAGAGAAAAGCAGGCAGGCGAAAGUAACGAACACAACGAAUGUUACCUAAAUCCUUGCCUUUCACUUCCUCCGAUUGCAGACCUGAGCGCACCUAAGAAAUGUCGAGCGCGCUUUGGCCUUGAUCAGCAGAAUAACUGGUGCGGUCCCUGCAGGAGAAAAAAGAAGUGCAUUCGCUACAUACAAGGUGAAGGCAGCUGCGUGAGUCCGCCAUCUUCAGAUGGAAGCUUACUAGACUCUCCUCCUUCUUCUCCCACCAUGCUAGACUCCCCAACAACAGACUCCAACUCACAAAGUGAACAAACACAACCUCUAUCUCUCUCCUUGAAGCCUGAACCUCUGGCGCGGCUGUGCAUGCCUCAGUCACCUCUGACGGAAAGCCCGACCCGGAAGCCCGGCAACAUGCCAGCCAAUAUUUGUCACAACGGGACAGACCACAGUCACCAACCCGGCUCAUUACCGCCUCCCACACCGUACUCCUUGUCAACAGCACAGCCGUCAACGUCCUUCCUCUCCGCACAUCGAUCCCUAGCUGGAGCUCAACUUCAGCCGCUUUCCCUCGUCACCAAGUCAUUAGAGUAGCACACAGCCCAGCACUGU
Messenger RNA from Nanorana parkeri, 1892 nucleotides. RefSeq names its product transcription factor 7 like 2 (gene TCF7L2). Gene Ontology annotation, molecular function: DNA-binding transcription factor activity, RNA polymerase II-specific; RNA polymerase II cis-regulatory region sequence-specific DNA binding. The record is from RefSeq and is a predicted model, not a curated record. The transcript is spliced from 14 exons. Gene Ontology annotation, biological process: canonical Wnt signaling pathway; regulation of transcription by RNA polymerase II. NCBI's taxonomy places the organism in Eukaryota, Metazoa, Chordata, Amphibia, Anura, Dicroglossidae. The coding region runs from base 39 to 1874 and encodes 611 amino acids. Gene Ontology annotation, cellular component: beta-catenin-TCF complex; catenin-TCF7L2 complex.